AACAAUCGAAUUGAUCAUGAUUUUUUAUAAAUUAUUUGUUCAUCUUUUUUGCGUUAUUUUUUGGGCAACUUUAGUUUUAUCUAAGCCAAUUUUGAACCAAGAACUUAUUAAAUCCCGGAAUUAUGAGCCAAAAAAAAAUAUUUUCGAUAUCACUUUAAAAAGAGUUACUUUAGCCCCGGAUGGAUUUACUCGUAGCUUGGCAACUAUUAAUGGGCAAUACCCUGGUCCAACUAUAGAAGUCAAAAAAGGAGAUCGUAUUGUAAUAAACGUUCGUAAUGAAUUAGGAGAACCAACAUCAAUUCAUUCACAUGGAAUGUUCCAAAGAGGGACUCCUUGGUUUGACGGGGUGGCAGGACAAUCUCAAUGUUUGAUACCAGACAAUUACGCAUUUACUUAUGAUUUCACUGUUCCUGAUCAAGCCGGCACUUAUUGGUACCAUUCACACGCAAUGACGCAAUAUGUCGAUGGAGUUGUUGGAGCGUUAAUCAUUCACGAUCCUGAUGACCCGUAUUUAAAUGAAUACGAUGAGGAAAUCAUCGUCAUGUUGACUGAUUAUCAUCACACGGAAUCAGAAAUUUUAUUAAAAAAAUUCUUGACUCCUUCAAGCGGAGGCGAUGAGCCAGUUCCCGAUAACGGAUUGAUCAACGGAAAAAAUAAUUUCGAUUGCUCAAAAGCUCCACAUGGAUCCAAAUGCGUGGAUAAUUCUGGUCUUGCUAAAUUUGAAUUUGUUUCUAAUAAAAGAUAUCGUCUUCGUAUCAUUAAUACUAGCGCAUUUUCGGCAUUCUUCUUUUCAAUUGAUAAACAUGAAAUGGAAGUUAUAGAAGUAGAAGGUUCCUAUACUAAACGGAAUAAGAUCCAUCGUCUUCCUAUCAAUGUUGCUCAGAGAUAUUCCGUUAUUGUUACCGCAAACCAACCUGUUGAUAAUUAUAUAAUGCGUUCGGAAUUUCAAAAGACAUGUAUGCCGGACGAUGCCAAAAAACUUUCAAUUGUAAAAGCUAUUGUACAUUAUGAUGGAGCCCCAGAAGAUUCUGCGCCAAAGGACGUACCAUGGAAAGAUUUCUUGGAAGAAUGUAUUGAUUUAAAACAUGAAACUUUGCAGCCAUUAUGUGAAGAAAAUCUUCCUAAAGCAACAAAAAAGAUGGAACUUACAAUCACUUUUCAUAAUGAUUCAUCAGGGGUUGUUAGAGCUUUUUUAAAUGAAUCUUCUUAUGAACCCGAUAUAAAAUUUCCGACUUUAUCAAGAAUCUUUGCAGGAAAAGCGAAUAACUUUCCACGAGAUAGAAAUGCCUAUAUUUUUGAUACUCCUGGAGAAGUAGUUGAUAUUACUUUUAUCAAUACUGACGAAGGAGACCACCCGUUUCACAUGCAUGGACAUCAAUUUUGGGUACUUGGAUUCGGUAAUGGAACUCAUGUUGAUAAAAAAUCAUUGAAUACAGUUAAUCCAAUCAAGCGUGAUACUUCAACAAUACCUGCCAGCGG
Messenger RNA from Rhizophagus irregularis DAOM 181602=DAOM 197198, 1479 nucleotides. The record is from RefSeq and is a predicted model, not a curated record. Lineage: Eukaryota; Fungi; Glomeromycota; Glomeromycetes; Glomerales; Glomeraceae.